AUGAUCAGUUGGGUCCUGCUUUGUUUUACCGUGUUUUCUGUUUUCGGUAUUACUUCCAGUGUUGAAGUGACGAGUGGUCAGCAGUUGCCUGGUAACAUCACCCUCGGUGGUCUCUUUGUCGUUCACCAGACGACUGAUGAUGGCGCAUGCGGCGAACUUUACCCGCAAGGACUUGGUAAUGCAGAAGCAAUGAUUUUCGCUAUUGAGGAGAUAAACAGAAAUCAUAGCCUGCUUCCAACCAUAAAGCUGGGAUAUGACAUACGUGACUACUGUGAAAGCCCUGAAAAGGCAAUGAGGCAAACGUACGAUUUUGUCCGGGGAAACGACGCCAGAUGUGCUUUUCCACAUGUAGAAAACAAGACCAUAGAGAAAACAAAGCCGAUUGCAGCAGUUAUUGGUCCAUCAGACUCAGGAAGUGCUGUUCUAGUUGGUAGCCUUUUGCAAGUGGGAGGAAUUCCCGUCAUCAGUCACUCAGCAACUAGCAAUGAGUUGAGCUCAAAGCAAUACCAUCAUUUUUUCCGCACUGCUUCCCCAGAUGGACAACAGGUGAGUGCUGUUGCUGAUAUUCUAAAGUAUUUUAACUGGAGUUAUGUAGCUGCCGUGGCAAUGGAUGAUUCAUAUGGUAAAAACGGCAUGAGAAGUCUGGAACUUGAGGCUGAAAAUAGGAGAACGUUUUGCCUUUCUUUUGCUGAAUUUAUUCCACGAAAGGAAUAUAAUACAACAAUAAAAAGAAUUGUAAGGAAGCUGAAGGACUUCCCAAACAUUGGCGUCGUAGUCCUUUGGGUUUUUGGCAGUUAUGGCCGUCAUUUUCUAGAGGAAGCAGCAAAACAGAAACUGUUUAAUCGCACCUGGAUUCUUAGUGAUGGUUUAGCCACACAAGAUGAUUUGUUCAAGGGCCUAAAAACUGAAGACCAAGUAAUUCUUCAUGGGUCAUUCGGUAUUCAGCCUCCAUAUGUUGACAUGAACAGUAGCAAUUUCAGCAACUUCCUGAUCGAAAGAUCGACGUCGUUAACCAAUUUUUCAUGGUGGAAGGAAUUUUGGCUGUCGGAGGACAACAAAGACUGUUUCAAAAUGAAGAAUCUAGAAAAGCAAUGCAAGGAAAUAGUCUUCCACAGAUUAUGCGAGACCUACACUCCCUAUGUGGUGGAUGCCGUAUAUGCUAUUGCCCACGCCCUUCACAGCAUGAAAAACUGCUCUGCAUCACAUUGUAAGAAUCUUGGAGAACACAACAUUCCAAUGAAUACAAAGGAUCUCCAGAGGUAUCUUCGUUUUGUUAAGUUUUCAGGAUUAACUGGUGAGGUCAGCUUUGAUCAUUUGGGAGACCCUGAAUCAUCGUCAUACGAAAUUGUCCAUUUUCAGGUUACUAACAUAUCAAAUCCAGAAAAGCUGAUCAUUGGCUCGUGGCUAAAAAGCCGCAAGCCAAGACUUCACUUGAAUCUUAGCCAGGUCAAGUGGAAUUCCAUGACUAACGGUUUUUUUCCGAAGUCAUUCUGCCAUGAGGAUUGCCCUGUAGGGACAAGUCGGUCAAUGACCACACCCUGUUGUUGGAAGUGCCUCAGAUGUCCAGAUGGAGCAAUUAGCGCACGAAUAAACGAGGAAAACUGCACCGAGUGCCCUCGAGGACAGUUACCCAAUGAAGAGAGGUCAAAAUGCUUGGAUCUUCCAGAAGUUGAAUUCAGAUGGUCAAGCGUCGCGUCAGUACUUGUGAUUCUCUUCAGCACAAUUGGAUUUCUUUUCAUUGCCAGUUGCAGUUUCAUCUUUCAUAAACAUCGGAAGACUCCACUAGUCAAAGCAGCUAAUCGCGAGCUAAGUGCAAUUCUUAUGUUAACAAUCACGAUGUCAUUUUUAGCAUCCAUUUUAACUCUCGCCAAGCCAACAGACUUUGUGUGUGGUUUGAUUUACUGCUGGCGGGCUAUGGUCCUAGUUACGUUCAUCUCCGUCCUGAUAAUCAAGACCAUGAAGAUUCUCAGCGCAUUUCACAUAAACGUUGUGGCGGAGAAGUUCAAAAAGUUCAUUUUAGUUACAAAAAAACAAACAGUAAUCGUUCUGGCGCUUCUUUUUCCACCCACUGCACUCUUUUUCUUAUGGAUUGCAUUGGAUUCACCGCAUCAAAGACGAAUCAUUCAGAUAAACGAAGGUACAUCUCUUUUUACGUGUUCCUUACAUCGGUCAACAGUUGGAAUGAGUUUUCAAAUCAUCAUCUCUCUAUAUACGUCCCUUCUUGCAGCGACUUGUACAUACUACGCUUUCAAAGCUAGAACACUUCCUGAAAACUUUAACGAAGCCAGAUAUAUUGGAUUUUCUAUGUACAUUUUGCUCCUUUCCUCGGUGGCAUAUUUGCCGAUUGACAUCGGACUUACAGGUGUCUACGCAACAAACUUGACAUGCGCAUUGAUACUUGUGGCUUCUUACGGACUAUUAACCUGCAUGUUUGGGCCGAAGAUCUACGCAAUUCUAAUCACGCCUGAGCAAAAUACACAUCAUGCUGUAAGUUCACAAGUGUCGCAUUAUUCGUUUGGACUUUUUCGAAAGGGCAAUACUGGCAUUGCACCUGUGAAGUCAGAUGCAACAUACAACCAACAAAACAUGCAACGGAAAUUUUCCUCGACAACUCAAGUAACUACCUAGAGAGGUAUUCUAAGAUCUUCAAUAUUGUCCGAAAAGUGUUCAAGGACUUGAAGGAUCACACUAAACGAUAGAUAUGAUUUUCUAUAAAGUCAACAAUCAUUCACAAGGCGCGAAGUAUUUACCACAUUGUGCAACUAGAAAUAAUUUUAAGAAAACAUUUUGAGCCAUCUUAGUCUCGACAUGGGGCGAUAUUUUUGGCUGUUUUCAUUUCUACUAAAAAAUUGAGUAAACUUAAAAAUAAAAUUGUUUGCUAGUACUUACAUACACCGACGAUGAGCAAUUUUGAAUUAAGUGUUGAAAUAAAUCCGGGAUUCCUUUGCUUCACUUCGCUUUGUGAUUGGCCCAGAAAAAUUCGCUCCAUUUUCUCAACCAAUCAAAUUUCAAACUAAAAGCAAUCGCGACUUAGUCGCACGCGUUUUCCCGCGCUUCAGGUGGUUUAUUUUUUCCUUAUUGCUCUCAUGCUCCUUACGAUAUGUUCCUUUGUUUUGAUUUGCUUUGCUAUUACCUCUGUUUUGGUUUACGACACUCAAUCCAAAUGCACUCUGGCUAUGGAAGAGAAUUACACAUAAUGUAACGUGCUAAUUCUUCACAUGCCCUUCUUGUCAGGCUAACGAUCUUAGAUUCAUCGAUUGAUGUUUUAAACUCUUUUUGUUUUGAAGGCUUCAGCUGGUUUUGACACUUACGUUUACGAAAAAGACUCUUCUUGUCUCAGAAAUGGCGACCCUAUUGAAAAAUAGAUCAUAUCAAGAAAUAACAUGAUCGACAUGACAUGUGAUAAUGAUGUCGAUAUGAAAUACUCAUUUAUGACACCUUCAAUUCUAUACAUAAUGAAGUAUGCACAGUGGGUUGUUUCCUCUUUAAAUCAGUCAUACGGAGGAAGUUGUGAGAUUAUAUCAUUCAGAUGCCGCACUCCAAAUAUACUUGUCAAAAAUCUUCCAAAAGCAGCCUUUUCUAUCCGUCGGUCAUGUAAUCCGUCGGUCAAGGAAUACGGAAGAAGUAAGUCUGUUAAUAUUCAUUAUUAUUGUGUUUUCACUUGAAUGUGAAAACAAGAACACUUCAACGAAGGGAAAACAGUUCUUGGAAACUAAAGGUAAAAAACAACUUGUUAAUUUUCGUGCUCUGAGAUGUAAGAAGGAUCAUUGAGACAUACCGUUUUAAAGACAUUUUCCUUCUUUUCAUGUUGACUGCAUAAGAAUAAGCAAGUUUAAGUUUUUCGACUGAAAUUAAGGUGAUACUUGUGACACGACUACACGCCGCCCAAUCAAUAACCUAGGGUUCUCAAGUUAACUCGCAUAAAAAAUAAGUUUACGUUGAUGGCUUAACCUUUAGUAAGUUGAGUUCUCCACAACUGCCAAAACUACAGAAACAAAUGCCCAUCGCAAACGUCCGCUUAUGUCGCAAAUAGAGUACAUGUGCCUAAGGGUUCAGAUAACUCGCAAUAGAUAGACCUGCCUCGGAUAAGGACUUUUCAAACCCAAACAUUCGACUUGCAGUAAAAAUUCUGAUUCUAUUUGAGUUAAGAAAGAAAUUGACACAAAUAUUUUUUUGUGGGUGACGGUGGACGUCGCUAUAGUAUCUAGAGACUAAAAACGUUAAAAAAACGCUAUUGUACCAUAUCAGAGUUCUUAACAAUAGAAUGGUGCAAUAGAAUAGAUGAAAGACAUUACCGGAAAGGAUAAUUGUACUUAAGUCCACGAAAUUUAGCACAAAAAAGGUUUUGCUGAUCAGGCGAGAAUUCACUUACGGUUUUUAAAUGUUCGUUGCAUGCACGGGUCGGCGUUGCUGCCGAAAAGCGUGCGAGUCUUGUUUACGGUGCUAUACACCUGUUCUUUUUAAAAUGCGUCACAAGCUAAAUACACAUAAAUACGAAUAUCAGAGGAAAGUGCUCAUUCCAUUUUUUUCUGUUUUCAAAAAUUUAUUGUUAUUGGUUAGUGAAUAGCCAGUCGACGAUGGCGUUCUUAAAAUACAUGUUCUUGGACGUCCACACCAAUCUAUCAAACUGUACUUAGUAACUUUUUCCUUUUACUCUCUAUAGAAAACGAGCGCGAAAACUUCGGUUGAGUCACAGAAAUGCCAAUUUGGUAUGAAAAGUAGACCAAAGUGCGAGAAAGGAAUACAACCCAAAUAUUUCCUUAAAAUGUUUCUACGAACCACUCAGGAACUAAUUAAAUUGAUUUGUCACAAAAAAAUGACAAGCUUUCGGCACUAUGCUAAGUUUCCUUCAAUUUAGCCGACACUUCUUGAAAAGGUAAAUAAACCAGAAAAGCCGUGAAGUUUCUUAAAGAGAGAUGUAAUUCGUCUUGCAAAAAUACUCGUCUAACAAUGCGUCUUAAUUCCUUAAUGCGAAUUUUUCCUAAUAUUUCAGCUAAACUUAGACAACAUCCGCCGUCAGCCAAAAUGAAACAAGAACGAUUUUUUAUGUGUAACGCUCAAAAAUUCAAAUUAUCUCUGUUUCGCAAACAGGUGUCCAAACAUAAUAUUAGAAAUACAUGUAAUUUGUCGAUUUUUUCGAUUGAAACUCAAAUCUUAAUCGGGUCUCUUCAAGAUCGAAAGCAGACUUUUUUCGCUUGAUUCCUUUUAAAGAAAAACUUUCUACCUAACACAUCGCUGAUGAGUCCAAAGUAAGGACUUUAUACUGUUAUCGAUACUACAUCAAAUUCGACUCCUCCGCUCACGAUGUCUAUAUUAAUCCUUAUCGCCGUCCAAAACCAGGCGACAAUAAGCUAGCGUGACUUUUUCGGUUGAUCUCUCUAACUCGAUAAGUCAUUUUUCCGAUGAUUUGUUUCGUAACUAAAAGUUAAUCAAGUAACUCUAUUUGCCUUUGUAACAGGGAAAAACAUUCUGCGAAAUGUUCGUAAACAACUGCGUGUUACUUUCAGUGGUGGUGUCCUAUGGUUUUCAGACGUCGUCGGGGACGACAAGUAAAGAUCGUUAUCAUGUGCCUGGCGACAUCACAAUCGGAGCUUUGAUUACACUACACCACACCAAUGAUGAUGGCGAAUGCGGUGAUUUUUCCCCAACAGGACUUGGCCAUGUGGAAGCUAUGAAGUUCGCCAUCGAUGCAAUCAACAGGAACCCACAGCUGCUUAAAAAUAUCACUCUAGGAUAUGACAUUCGAGACUACUGCAGAAGCACUGUAAAGGCAAUGAAACACACGUACGAUUUUGUCCGAAUAAAUGAAUUGGCUUUAGAAUUUCAAAACGCCAGGUUCGUUGGUGCAUUAAAGAAUAACACAGAACAGAAGAAACGUACUCCAAUAACAGCUGUGAUUGGUCCGACCGAUUCAGGGGCUGCGAUCUUUGUAGGAAGCCUUUUACAAGUGGCUGAAAUCCCACUCAUCAGUCACUCGGCAACAAGCGAUGAGUUAAGCUCCCCGCAGUACAGUUACUUUUUUCGCACUGCUCCUCCUGAUAGAAAGCAGGCGAGGGCAAUGGCCGAUAUAAUAGAUUACUUCAAUUGGAGCUACGUGGCUGCUGUGGCAAUGGACGAUUCUUACGGUCGGAAUGGGGUCCGGAGCUUAGAAACUGAGGCAGGCAAAAGGCAGACAUUUUGUCUUUCUUUUGCAGAUUACAUACCAAGAGAAAAGUACAUAACAAAGCUAGAAAGAACCGUGGAGAAGCUUCGAAGCCACACAAAUGUUCGUGUUGUAGUGCUAUGGCUAUUAAGAGGAUAUGGACGUCGAUUGCUCGAGCAGGCUGCAAAACAGAAAAUGUACGACCGCACCUGGAUUUUCAGCGAUAGUUUGACAGCUGGAAGGGAGGAGCUUAUGAAAAUGAAAGACGAACAUAAAGGAGUUGUUCAUGGGUCAUUUGGUAUUGAACUUCGUCAUUUUGAUGUUCAAUGUUUCCAAGAUUUCUUGAUCAAAGAAUCCAUCAAGUCCUUACAAGAGGAAAGCGCCUCUGCUCCUUGGUGGAAAGAGUUUUGGAAGCAAAAAGGUAAUUCAUCUUCCAAUGACACAGUUAUUAGUUCGGUAUACAACAGCUACAUUCCCUAUUUGGUAGAUGCCGUGUUUUCUGUUGCCUUUGCUAUUCACAACUUAAGCAAAAUCUAUCCUACAGUCGAUCCAAAGAAACUGGAGGCGCAUCUCCGCCAAGUCGCAUUUCCAGGAGUAACUGGGGAAAUCCAAUUUGAUCAGUUUGGAGACCCUAAAAUAUCGUCUUAUGAUAUUGUACAUUUUCAGAUGAAUGAAAACUCCGAUUUAAUAAAAUUAGCCAUCGGAUCGUGGGAUGAAAGUCGAAAGGGAAUUCAGAUAAACGUUUCCGGCAUAAAGUGGAAUACCGCGGCAGGUCACAAAAUUAUUCCAAAGUCGUUCUGCCAUAGAGAUUGCCUUGCUGGUGAAUAUCAGUUGCCGACGACCUCUUGCUGUUGGACUUGCCACAAAUGUUCGGAUGGAACUGUUAGCACUGGAGUGAAUGAUAUGAAUUGCACCUUGUGUCCCCGAGGAAAAAAGCCCAAUGUACGAAGGUCAAAAUGCCUGGAUCUUCCUGAAGUAGAAGUCAUGUGGUCGAGCACUGCGUCUGUCCUUAUCGUUCUGUUUGCGACUGCUGGAUUCCUUCUCCUUGCCAUUUGCAGUUUCAUUCUCUUUAAACUCUGGAACACUCCCCUUGUCAAAGCAGCUAACCGCGAGUUAAGUUCUAUCCUUCUGUUUACAAUCGCACUGUCCUUUUCUUCCUCUAUUUUAUCCCUCACCAAGCCUACGAGCUUUACGUGCGCUUUGCUUCACUGCUGGCGGCCCAUGGUUCUCGUAACAAUCAUCUCCAUACUGAUAAUUAAGACCAUGAAGAUACUCAGCGCAUUCCAAAUAAACGUUAUGGCCGAGAGAUUAAAAAAAUUCAUUCUUUCCACAAAGAGACAAACCUUUAUCGUUCUGAUGCUAAUAUUUCCACCAGCUGUAUUCUGCUCGUUAUGGAUUACUUUGGACUCGCCACACCAGCAACGGAUCGUACAGACAAAUAGAGGUUCAAUCCUUCUCUCGUGUUCUUUGCAUCAAUCGUACGUUGGAAUGAGUUUUCAAAUCGCUAUAUCUGUGUACACGUCUCUUCUUGCAGUGGCUUGUACAUAUUACGCCUUCAAAGCUAGAACACUUCCUGAAAACUUCAACGAAGCGAAGUAUAUUGGAUUCUCUAUGUACAUCUUACUUCUUUCAAGUAUAGCAUACUUCCCUAUUGACAUUGGCUUAAGGGGUUCCCACGCAACAAACUUGACUUGCGCCAUGAUACUUGUCAGUUCUUAUGGACUAUUAAUUUGCAUGUUCGCUCCGAAGAUUUUCGUGAUUCUUCUCAAACCUGAACAAAAUACACACCAGGCCGUUGGUUCACAAGUGACGGACUACUCAUUU
Messenger RNA from Pocillopora meandrina, 7966 nucleotides. The record is from the annotation of a GenBank genome assembly. NCBI's taxonomy places the organism in Eukaryota, Metazoa, Cnidaria, Anthozoa, Scleractinia, Pocilloporidae.